Engraulis encrasicolus (European anchovy) is the source of this 5154-nucleotide messenger RNA. It is a transcript of the gene casd1, whose product is annotated as CAS1 domain containing 1. NCBI's taxonomy places the organism in Eukaryota, Metazoa, Chordata, Actinopteri, Clupeiformes, Engraulidae. The record is from RefSeq and is a predicted model, not a curated record. The transcript is spliced from 19 exons. Gene Ontology annotation, molecular function: N-acetylneuraminate 9-O-acetyltransferase activity. Gene Ontology annotation, cellular component: Golgi membrane. The coding region runs from base 337 to 2970 and encodes 877 amino acids.
AUGCAUGACAGGAAAAACAAAAAAGAAAACAAGACAGGAAAAAAUGGGGAGUCCUUUGGGCUACCUAAAUAAAAGCUAGCCUUGUAGUUUAUCUGCAUUUCUUAUCCUCUUUUUUCUGUCAGAGGCCGACUAGAGAAGUUGACAGAAUAGGCUACAAUAGAAUGCUGCAAUGUUUUCUUUUAUUUAUUUGACAUGACAUCCGUGUUCCUUCUCCAACAGGACUUUGCACCCACCCAGAAACUUUGGCGAAUGAAUGACACCUGUGGGCUAAAUCAAGACAAGUCAAAUUAAUAAGAUCAAUGUCUAUCAUACUGUAAGGGCUGACAUUUCCGAGUGAUGGAAGAGAAAGAGCCCCUCAUUGCACCUGAGGAUAUUGACCCCAGCGAGGCAGUCGCCACAGUUGGAGACGCGACGCACCUAACCACCAAGACCGACAGCGCCUACGCGCCGGUUUGCAGCUUGUUGGACUACUCCGCUGUUGCUGGUCGUCUAUCUGCUUGUUGUCAUGGAGGAGCCAAGAUGGCGGUCCUGGCCUACAGCCUGGGCAAACGAGAAAUAAAUCAGCAUUUUAGCAUUAAAAAUGCAAAGCUACUAUCGUUUACCGCCGUUCUUCUUCUUAUCGCAUUUCACUCUGCAUCAAGGUACUAUGGAGGCGGAGACACAUGCGAGUGGUUGCUGUCCAGUGGACGGUACUUGGGGGAGAAUGUAUGGCAGCCCUACGGCUGUAUGAUGCACAAGUACAAAAGCACUGAAGCCAAGUCUUGUCUGAGUCGUAGGAAAGUGGCGUUCAUUGGUGACUCCAGAAUCCGGCAGCUUUUUUAUUCCUAUGUCAAAAUCAUUGACCCUGAUACCAGAGAAGAAGGAAACAAGCAUGAAAACAUCCCUUUUGAAGACUGGGACUCCUCACUCAAAGUGGAUUUCUAUUGGUAUGCAGAGGUGAACAACUCCCUGAAGGAGCAUCUAAGGUCAUGGACCGAGAACGUGUCUGCGAAGCCAGACGUUAUCAUAAUUGGAGCUGCAACAUGGUCCAUAAAGCUGCACAGUGGGAGCAGCGAGACAGUGCUCCAGUACAAGGCCAACAUCACGGCCAUGGCCCCCCUGCUGGAGACCCUGGCGGAGGACAGCGAGGUCUACUGGGUCUUACAAGAUCCCGUGUCUGAAGAUCUGCUGAGCGAGAGCCGCAAGAUGAUCACCAACCAGCAGAUUGACAUGUACAACGGGGCGGCUGUCAGCGUGCUGAAGCGGCUCUCCGACUCCCGGGUCCGCUUCCUGCAGGCCUCCAGAGAGGCCGCCCUGGAGACCAUCUCCCAGUCCGCAGACGGCCUGCACUUGCCCGAGAGCACGCGCGAUGUGGGCGCCAUGAUCGUCAUGAACGCCGUGUGCAACAAGGUCCUGCAGCCCAUCGACGGCUCGUGUUGCCAGGCGCUGCCGGCGCCCAGCGCUCUCCAGAUCCUGACGGCGGGGGGCUUCCUGCUGUGCGGCGUCUGCUUCCUGGCGCUGCACGUGCUGGGCUACCGGCAGCAGCAGCAGCGUGGUCACAUGGGCAUGGGGGGCGGUAGCAAGGCGGCACGGCCCCCGCAUCCCCCGCCGGCCGCCCUGGAGCGCGACGUGGAGAGCGGCGAGAGGGACGAGAAGAAAAAGCAGCCGCCCAGCGCGGCCAUGGCCAUGGCGGCCCUCAGCUCGCGCGGCCCCCUGCUGGCCGUCUGCAAGAUGGGCGUCAUCAUGGCCUACUUCUACCUGUGCGACCGCGGCAACGUCUUCAUGAAGGAGCAGAAGUUCUACACGCACUCCACCUUCUUCAUCCCGCUCAUCUACAUCCUGGUGCUUGGCGUCUUCUACAACGAGAACAGCAAGGAGACGAAGUUGCUGAACAGGGAGCAGACGGAUGAGUGGAAGGGCUGGAUGCAGCUGGUCAUCCUCAUCUACCACAUCUCUGGAGCCAGCGCAUUCCUCCCGGUGUACAUGCACGUGCGGGUGCUGGUGGCAGCCUACCUCUUCCAGACCGGAUACGGACACUUCUCCUUCUUCUGGCUCAAGGGAGACUUUGGCCUGUACCGCGUCUGCCAGGUGCUGUUCCGGCUGAACUUCCUGGUGGUUGUGCUGUGCCUGGUGAUGGACCGGCCGUACCAGUUCUACUACUUCGUGCCGCUGGUCACCUUCUGGUUCGCCGUCAUCUACGGCACAAUGGCCCUCUGGCCACAGAUACAGCAGAAACAGGCCAAUGCUAACGCCGUAUGGAAUGUGGGAAUCCUGAUGAAGCUCCUCUGCCUGCUCAUCUUCAUCUGCUUCUUUGCAUACUCACAGGGGCUUUUUGAGAACGUGUUCUCCGUCUGGCCCAUCUCCAAACUCUUUGAGCUCCAAGGCAGCAUCCAUGAAUGGUGGUUCCGUUGGAAGCUGGAUAGAUUUGCGGUGAUCUAUGGCAUGGUGUUUGCGUUUGCCUACCUGGCGCUGCAGAAGUGUCAGCUGCUGUCGGAGAGCAAAGGGGAGCCGCUCUUCUCCACGCGCGUCUCCAACUGCCUGCUCUUCGUCUCCGUUGUCUCCUUCAUGACCUACUCGAUAUGGGCCAGUAGCUGCAAGAACAAGACUGAGUGCAACGAGAUGCACCCCUACAUCUCUGUGGUGCAGAUUCUGGCCUUCGUGCUGAUCCGGAACAUUCCUGGCUACGCCCGCUCCCUCUACAGCUCCUUCUUCGCCUGGUUUGGGAGGAUCUCCUUAGAGCUCUUCAUCUGCCAGUACCACAUCUGGUUGGCGGCGGACACCAAGGGCAUCCUGGUGCUGGUGCCUGGCAACCCCUCGCUCAACAUCAUCGUCAGCACCUUCAUCUUCGUCUGCGUGGCGCACGAGAUCUCGCAGAUCACCAACGACCUGGCGCAGGUGGCUAUCCCCAAGGAGAACGGGCCACUGCUCCGGCGCCUGCUGAUGCUGGCUGCCUUCCUGGCCCUCGUGCUGCUGCUCUCCCGACACCAGUGAAGGAUGGACGGACGGACGGAGCGAGGAGGAGGGAAGACCGGAGGAAGGGAUGGAAGGAAGGAAGGAUGGACAGGAGGCUGGAUAGAAGGAUGCUGGUUGGAGCGUGGAGGGAAGUGGAUGGGGGUGUGAUCUGACCAUUGUGUUGCUGCUCUCCCGAUGUACAAACGGAGCAAAUAAGUGGGAAGGAAGGAAGGACAUGAGGGAUGGAAGGAAGGGGUGGAAUGAUGAAAGGAUUCAGAUGGGUGACGUGACGUGACGUGACGUGACAAAAGACAACUGGUUGUUUGAACCUGGCGCUGAGAAUCGCUGGGCUUUGGAGAGAGAUUUGUCAAGGUCAUGUCGGGAAGGAAAGCUAGUUUGUUGGACACUGUGGAUCACCAAGCUGUGGAGAAAGACGGAAUACAAGCCCCAUCCAUACUUCCACCCACCCACGCACUCAUCCAUACUGUACAGACAGACUUGUUGGGUGGGUAGUAUUGGAGAGUGAGCGUUGUGGAAGGGCUUUUUAUACUGGGUGCCUUCCUUUUUAGCAGCUGUGCUGUGUUGCCGUUUUGGUCUGGAUGCUUUGGCUUGACUUGACUUGAAGCCAACCCUGUGUAUGACUGUCAAACUGUGUGAGGGAGGGAGGGAGGAAGGAAGGCAGCCAGGCCGCUACCUACUUGAACAAGGGAAGUGACACCACCACCACCAUCACCCCCACCCCACCUUGCUGCACAGCUGAGACUUGAACCUUGUAUAGUAGAUAGGGUGGUGGUGGUCAGACUUGACUGUCUGUGCAGUCUGAGUGAGUUAUGAACACAGACAUGGAUGAGGCUGUCUGAGGACACACCCAAGGUCACACCUCGCGAAGUAGUUUUCACCCAUCUAAUCCGUCAACUUGUUUACAGUCAGCAGAUCUGUCUACAUUUAAGGGUGCACGAAAUGCCCCAACUUUAGAAAUUCCAGCUUUUAUUUUGCAGUGUUGUUCGUUUGUACUAAAAUAGCUUCCUUGUAAAAGCUUAGCCAAUUUGAUUUGUGUUAAAGGGUAGCACAAUAGGCUUUUUGAGUGACAGUGAAUGGGUAUCUUGAGAGAAAUCAUAAAGUGUGUUUUUUUUGUAAGGUCAAAGCUAAUAAGAAAAAUAAUUUGGAUGAAUGCUCCAGUUGACUUUCCACUUCCCAUAUUUGAAACCCCAUGUUUUUUGCAACCUUCCUUUAGCAAGGUCUUACCCCCCAUGUGCUAAAUCUUUUAGUCAUGUUUGGGUGCUUGAUGUCCUGGGGAAGUGAAAAGCAAAUAUCAUCUAAGAGAGAAAGAUAUUUUAAAACCCACCCAUCCAAUGCAAAGGAGUGUGCUCAAAAUUCGGUCACCUAAGGGGGCGUUGUCCCUCAUUCUUCUUCUCUUUUCGUGGUGUUUGCACAAGACGUGCGCUACCGCCAUCUACAACGCUAAGGGGACUCCAUUUAUUCUCAACCUCAAGACUCUGAAGGUCUCCUAAUCGAAGGUCUCCUAAAGAGGCGUUCACCCGACGUAAAGUGGAUACCGGAAAAGAACCCGCCUGAUUUAUCUCUGUCAUAUACUAUUCUCUGUGAAAAGGCAACUAGAGCAAUCUGCCAAUUGACUUUGCUAACUAGUUUUCACUAAAACAUCCUCAAAACAUAUUUCACUCUGAUUUAGCUAAUACACCCAUUCACUGCCAUUCAAUUGUUCACCCCUUAACAUGGAUCAAAUUUGAAGGGAAGUUGUGGUAGUGCAAAGGAACAAUACUUGCAAGAGAAGAGUAGGAUUUUGCAGUUUUAAUUUUCAAAGGGCAUUUGUUGCACCCUAGUCUACCAAUCUUAACAAAAAAAAGAAAUAUAGUAUAUCUCAUCGAUAUGGGGCCAGGUUUGGACCACAGCAGAACCCAUAGUCAUCCACAUCUCCACCGUAGAACAACUAUAAAUACACCUUCUCAGACCAGAGUGGUUCCUUCUCCGUCCAAUUAAGAGACUCUACGGCUGUAAAGAAAGAAGGAAAAAAAAUCUGAAAAAAGUCUGAAUUUCUUUUUUUUUGCCUUUGCACUGACCGGUGCUGUGAUGCCAUAGCUCUGACACUGCUUUUUUUUUUUUUUAAUAAUGUUGUUUUUCUAUGUACAGUAUUUAAGGAUUUAAAUUAAGCGGAUAUUUUAUACAAGUGUAUAUUUGUGUUUGUAUUUUUGGCUUUUCAUUCUU